AUGAUAGCGGUUGCGGCACUGCAAUUCAUUCGAAUUUACGAUUUAAAUCCAGCGAAUAUUCCGUCAACCUUCGAAUUCAUCCUUCCAAUGGGCGAUGUUACCGAACUAGCGUUUGGUAGACGGAACGAUGGUUUGACUGUUAUCAUUGUCCUUUCAUCCGCAGGACACCUUUAUACGGAGGAAUUGGAAAAAGCUAGACGUGCUGAUGGAGCUUCUUAUUUUAUGACAACAACACUUCAGUUACCAACAACAUCUACAGCCAUCUCCAUGCAUUAUUCCGAAGAAAUUCGAUUUUUAUUCGUUUCCAUGGAAAAUAAUACUUAUGUACUGCACUUCAAUGGUACAGAAUUCGAAGAAGCCAAAGGUCUUCCGUUCGACUUUCCGCUAGUGAAUUGGUGUGAAUGUGCUGGAGUUUUUGCAGCUCUCUCUCAUCCGUCAUGUGGCUCUGUUGUUUUUCUCUACCCAUAUGGCAAUACUCUAUAUACACAGACGAAGACUCUAACUGAUCCUGCAACAGCGCAAUGCAUGUUGCUUGGCUCAGAUUGUGUAUCUCAACUUCUCAUACAAGUUCUGGCGAAUCAAAAUUUACAGCUUUUUCGAAGUUGUUGGUUGAUGGAACCUGAUUUCUGGGUGAAGGACGUGGAACGUUCAAUGUUGGAAACAGAAGUAAGGCCAUGCACCGUUAUGGAGGAUGAGAUACCAGAACCAGACAUGGUUACAGUGUUUGAGCAAUGCCGUCCGAUUCAAAAAUUGGAAUUUUACAGUAAGGCACUUGAGCAGGUUUAUGACACUGCUGAACUUACAAAAAGAAUUAUCUCUUCCGGGAUGAGCGUUGUUUGUCUAAAGCAAAAGGAGUUUGAAGUUGUGGUGAAAAACCUAGAUUGGAACUGCAUCAUGUGCGCAUUACGUAUCGAAGUCACACCGGACAAGUGUCCAACAGCUGUUACAGUUUUUGGCAAAAAGAUCAACCUACAAGCGAAGACGUCACGAAUGUUCGAUAUACGGUUCACACGAAAACAGUCUGUCAGUUGUAACAAUGAAGUGACGCUGAAUUUUACGUGUAACAAUGUACCGGCACAAAUUUGGUCGAUUAAGGUUUUCGGUAAAACAAAGAAAGAGUUUGGUUUUCCCACGGCUUCUUAUCGUUUCGACCAAAUCAUUACUCUUCCUGAGCAACUGGUUGCCUCAUUUAUCUCUACAUGCUACAGGCUGCAUUCUUGUACCAAGCGAAAGCGUAUGGAUUGGCUUCUACCACUUGCAUUAAAAUUUACAGCUCCAGACUUCGAGCAUGUCACUGUGAACCAUCGAGCAUUAAUUUUAUUAAGGCAUUUGUCGCCGUCAGCCUCAUCAUUCCUCGAGCAAAAGGACGCAGCUUUAUUUUCAUCACUGAGUAGCCAUCGAAACGCUGGAACCCUACAGAUGUCGCUUUUCAACGCUUUCGCUACUCAGUUGAAAGUGAUGACUUUGCAUCGUGUGGCAUCCUUUCACCAAUUAAUCAAGAGACGUUAG
Loa loa (African eye worm) is the source of this 1509-nucleotide messenger RNA. RefSeq lists its product as hypothetical. Lineage: Eukaryota; Metazoa; Nematoda; Chromadorea; Rhabditida; Onchocercidae. The transcript has 9 exons. Bases 1 to 1509 code for a protein of 502 amino acids. The record is from RefSeq and is a predicted model, not a curated record.